Suricata suricatta (meerkat) is the source of this 1834-nucleotide messenger RNA. RefSeq names its product docking protein 5 (gene DOK5). NCBI's taxonomy places the organism in Eukaryota, Metazoa, Chordata, Mammalia, Carnivora, Herpestidae. Gene Ontology annotation, biological process: cell surface receptor protein tyrosine kinase signaling pathway; positive regulation of MAPK cascade. Gene Ontology annotation, cellular component: cytoplasm. Bases 183 to 1103 code for a protein of 306 amino acids. The record is from RefSeq and is a predicted model, not a curated record. The transcript has 8 exons.
CACACCGUGAUGCGCGCCUCCUGAAGCCGCGCCGAGCCGCCGCCGCCGCCGCAGCGUCGCCCUGUCAACUUUGUCCCCCUCCCGCCCCUCCCCUCCCCGCGCCUCUGCCCACCCGGCCCCGAAACCCGCCCCGGAGCCGCCUCGGUGCGUGCGCUCGGGCGAGGGGUCGCCGGCCGUCCGGGAUGGCUUCCAAUUUUAAUGACAUAGUGAAGCAGGGCUACGUGAGGAUCCGGAGCCGACGCCUGGGGAUAUAUCAGCGAUGCUGGCUAGUAUUCAAGAAAGCUUCAAGCAAAGGUCCAAAACGACUGGAGAAAUUUUCUGAUGAACGUGCUGCAUAUUUUAGGUGUUACCAUAAGGUGACGGAGCUCAACAACGUGAAGAAUGUAGCCCGGUUGCCCAAGGGCACCAAGAAGCACGCCAUAGGGAUUUAUUUCAAUGAUGACACCUCCAAGACCUUCGCUUGUGAAUCAGAUCUUGAGGCCGAUGAGUGGUGUAAAGUACUCCAGAUGGAGUGUGUGGGCACGCGGAUCAAUGACAUCAGCCUCGGAGAGCCUGACUUACUGGCUACUGGGGUUGAGAGAGAACAGAGUGAGAGAUUCAAUGUGUAUUUGAUGCCAUCCCCUAACUUAGAUGUACAUGGCGAAUGUGCCUUGCAGAUUACAUAUGAGCACAUCUGUCUUUGGGACAUCCAGAAUCCCAGAGUCAAACUCAUCUCUUGGCCGCUAAGUGCCCUGCGGCGAUACGGGCGAGAUGCUGCUUGGUUCACUUUUGAGGCAGGGAGGAUGUGUGAAACUGGGGAAGGGCUGUUUAUCUUUCAAACACGAGAUGGGGAGGCCAUCUACCAGAAAGUCCACUCCGCUGCCUUGGCGAUAGCCGAGCAGCACGAGCGCCUGCUGCAGAGCGUGAAGAACUCAAUGCUCCAGAUGAAGAUGAGCGAGCGGGCCGCCUCGCUGAGCACCAUGGUGCCCCUGCCCCGCAGCGCCUACUGGCAGCACAUCACGCGUCAGCACAGCACGGGGCAGCUCUGCCGCCUGCAAGAUGUUGCCAGCCCUCUGAAGCUUCAUCGGACAGAGACUUUUCCUGCCUACCGAUCUGAGCACUGACAGGAGCUGCGCAGAGUGGCUGUGGGACGCGCUGGGGAUGCAUCCGCCACCGCAGAUUCCGCCAGGCCAUGCAUCCGCCACCGCAGAUUCCGCCAGGCCGCAGGAUGAUAGCGAGGGAAGCCAGGAAGCAAAGAAUCUGAGAGUCCCCGGCUGAUUGUGUGGUCAUUGGGAAACAGCAAUGCAAUAUUUGUCUUUUUCUUUCUUUUUCCCCCCCUUUUUUAAAAAAUUGUAGCGUGAUUGAACCAUGCUCUAUAGAUUUCGACUUUUUGUUCCCUCUUUUACAGCUGGACAGAAAGGAGUCAAUGCCGCAAGAUGAUUUUCUAUUGUAGAUACCGUGUCCCUUCCUCCUCCUCUGAAUCUAUCGUUUUGUGGAUCUUGUGAUUUCCCUUCUGAGUGUUUCAGUUGUAUGACAGUCAGUACUGACAAUAAAAUGGCUCUUCCUUAUUCGUUAUUUGUCGAUACCAUUUUCCUUAGUUAUUAACGUUACGGUUCUGCUUAACUACUGGAAGUUGUUUUUUAUUAUAUUACCAAUACGUUAAAUCUGCUUGACUGACUCUUACCUGUGAGGUUAAGAAAUACCUUCCAGGGGCCCUUGAGGAUUCUCUGCGGGGUUAUAAUGUUGCUCUCACGUGGUCUGCCUCCAGUCGCCCACCUCCCCUUUCUAAAAGCCUUUGUUUUAUUUGGAGUACCUUCAUAAAACAUUUUAAAAUAAAAGCGCAUUCUUCACCCCU